GAGUGUUUAAUAAAAUGGCGGUGAAAAUAAAUUAAUGUCUUGUGUUGUGUUUAUUGUGUUUAUACAAAAAUUUUGUUGAUGUAGAAAAAAGAUUUUAUUCAUUUAUAAUAUCAUAUGUAAAAUAUUAAUAAGAAUAUAGAAAUUGUAUCAAAUAUCUGAGGCGUAUCGUAAAACAGCAAAAUAUUACUUUCAGAUGAUUAAAUUGAUUUAAUUUGAGAAUUUUGUACAAUAUUUGUAUAUACUUAUACAUAUAUAAUACUUAAACUUAAUAUUAAUAAAAUAUUUUAAAUAAUGACUGCAAAAGUGUAUCAACUAGAUCAAGAACUAGAAGCGAGAGUUAAGAAAGCAACUGAGCGUAUAUCUGAAAAUAUGCAUAUAGUUGCAAAUGAACCAUCUCUUGCGUUUUAUAGACUUCAGGAACAUAUAAGGAAAGUAUUACCUCCUAUGAUGGAGAAACGAGUAGAAGUGCUUGAUCUUCAACAGCAACUUUUAGGUAGAUGUUUUGAUGUAGAGUAUGCUGUAAGUGCUAUUGAUGCAAUGAAUGGUGCUGGAAAGAGUUUUGGAAACACUUUAGAAUUCUUCAAGAAUGCUAUUUUUCUUAAACAACAAUUGAACUAUGAGGAACAACGAAGGCACAAAAAAGAUGGAAAUAGAGAUUCUGUAUAUAAAAGUUUAUCUGUACACAUUCCUACAUUAGAUCAUUUACCAAACGAAAUAUCUGAUGUUGUCAGAGGAACUGCUAACAAAGUAUGAUGAAUUAUGUUAAAUAUUCCACAUAGAUUCAAAAAACAAAUUAAAUUUGAAAUGAUAAUUAAAUGCAUUAAAAUAUAAUAUUGUUCAGAAAUAUAAAUGUAAAUACCGUAAAUAAUUGAUUAGACUACUAACAAUUUAUAUGCCAUAAAAUAGGUGGGUUAAAUAAAAUUAUUGUUGUUAUAUUCUGAAUAGUUGCAUAUGUUAACAUUUUUGGAUAUUUAGAAUAUUUUAAUUUACUCUAAUUUGUUAAUAUUUGGCCAAUAUCGUUUAGAAAAAAAGUGUAUAAACAAAAAUUAUCAGUAGAGAUCAUUUUAAGUUGUAGACAAAGUCCUAUAGAUGUCGUUAUAAUUUGUGUAAGAGAGAAUACUGUUAAGAGGUCCAGUAUUGGUGUACAGAAUGCUAAUUAAUUUGUGAAAUUGUAAAAAAAAUAUUGAAUCAUACAUAUUGGAUAUGCCAAUUAUUAAACACUGAUAUCUACAUGAAACGUAUUUUAUCUUCUAACAAGUUUUACGAAAAUAGGGAAGAGUUGACAAGCACAUACAUGUAUAUAUGCGAUACUGAACCACGUGCGCAAUACGUCAAGAGUUUCAUCGAGUUGCUACGUGCACGUUAACAAG
This is a messenger RNA of Bombus impatiens (common eastern bumble bee), 1370 nucleotides long. Its product is annotated as BLOC-1-related complex subunit 8 homolog. Gene Ontology annotation, cellular component: BORC complex. The transcript is spliced from 3 exons. The record is from RefSeq and is a predicted model, not a curated record. The coding region runs from base 292 to 753 and encodes 153 amino acids. Lineage: Eukaryota; Metazoa; Arthropoda; Insecta; Hymenoptera; Apidae.